Rasamsonia emersonii CBS 393.64 is the source of this 996-nucleotide messenger RNA. RefSeq lists its product as uncharacterized. Gene Ontology annotation, biological process: positive regulation of transcription by RNA polymerase II; mitotic cell cycle. The coding region runs from base 1 to 996 and encodes 331 amino acids. Gene Ontology annotation, cellular component: nucleus. Gene Ontology annotation, molecular function: RNA polymerase II cis-regulatory region sequence-specific DNA binding; DNA-binding transcription factor activity, RNA polymerase II-specific. Lineage: Eukaryota; Fungi; Ascomycota; Eurotiomycetes; Eurotiales; Trichocomaceae. The record is from RefSeq and is a predicted model, not a curated record. The transcript has 5 exons.
AUGGCUGCAACCACUCCCCGUGCAAUGAACCGCUGGACAAAGGAAGAAGACAAAAAGCUGCGCCAGCAAGUCCUGAAGUACCGUGCUAGUAAUGCUCCCGACCAGUCCAUCCCGUGGAGAAAAAUCGCCCAGUUGCUGCCAGGCAGGUCCAACAAGGACUGUCGCAAGAGAUGGUGCAAGAUCGACGAUCGUUGGAAGAGAGGCCCGUGGCAGCCGGACGAAGAACGACGACUGAAAGACGCCGUAUCGGAGAUUGGCAGAGCAUGGGUGUCUGUUUCUGCGGCCGUUGGCACCAGAAGUCCAGAUCAGUGUGCGAAACAUUGGCAGAACGCGCUGGAUCCGAGCUUGACAAGGAGAGAUUGGGAAGAGUCUGAAGUAAAGAUUUUCUGUGAGGCUGUUUCUCUUCAUGGCCAUCACUGGAGCAAGAUCCAGCAGCAAGCUUUCCCGGGACGAUCCAAGCUGGAUCUUAGCAAUCGUCUGGCCUUGAUUCUCCGGAGGAUGGGUGAACCACUCAUUGCAGUCGAUUCCAAGCAUUCCGUCCAGGCUGACGAGAAAGUGGAAAGGGGAGAUGAUCCACUCCUUCAUCCACAAGGCGGAGCAGUAAGUGGGUUGUGGCAGGAAGGCUCUUUUGAUGCCUGGAAUCCAUUGCGUGGUCUUGACUCGAAUGCGUUCUGCAGUGACAUAGAAGAUGAAUUCCAAUCUAGCAACGAUCUCGUCGGUGCUCAGGGAUGUUCAACGUCCGAGGGAAACCAUAGCCCAUGGACGCCAGAAAUCACAGCCAGUUUCAAUAUCGACCCGGAUAUGACAGGAGGAUACGAAGAAAGUGCCGCUGCAGCCACUGCAGCAUCAGAAUCGCAAAGACUGACAGAACCGAAUUCCGACAGUGUCAGUCGCAAGGUCACGAUUAUCCUCGAGGACGUGGAUGUGAACGCUCAAAAUGAAAUUAUCAACCACUUGCUGCAAUCUAAAAUUCGAACCACGAUUCACGUAGACUGA